Messenger RNA from Papilio xuthus (Asian swallowtail), 1931 nucleotides. RefSeq names its product serine-aspartate repeat-containing protein G. NCBI's taxonomy places the organism in Eukaryota, Metazoa, Arthropoda, Insecta, Lepidoptera, Papilionidae. The transcript has 2 exons. Gene Ontology annotation, biological process: transcription by RNA polymerase I. The record is from RefSeq and is a predicted model, not a curated record. The coding region runs from base 131 to 1873 and encodes 580 amino acids.
GUCAGUUGUCAUAACACAACACAUGUCACAUGCUAUGAAAAUUGUAAUUGUAAGGUUAUAAAUUUUAACUGAUACUUAUAAUUAACAAUUUUACGUUAUGUGUACAUGAAUUUAAUCACUUAAAGUUUUAAUGGAAUCAUCUGACGACUUUGCUUGGACGGACACUUCUGAGGACUCAACAAUUAUGAAAGAAAACGGCGAUGAUGGUGGUUCAGAAUCAGGAUACAGCUAUAAGCAAAAACUUCAAAAGAAAUUGUUCAAUAACAGUCAAGAAAUUUCUAGCAAAUAUGACAAUGAACGAAAAAAAUCAAAGAAACGGAAGCAUAGUGAAUUAGACAGCAACAAUGCAGAGGAACCUGAAACAAAAGAAAUAAAAAUCGAACCAGAAAGUGAUUUAGAUAUAAAACCGAAAAAAAAGAAAUCUAAAACAUCUAUUUCUGAAAGUGUUCUACGUGAUGAAGAAUUUUUAAAUUUAAAAGUAAAAGAGGAACAUAUGUCCACAGAAUGGAAAUCUCCAAAGUCUAAAAAGAAGAAGAAACGCAGAACAAAUUCGGAAAGCGGAGAUUAUUCAAGCUUCAAUGAAUCUCAAUCACAAGAGAUUGAUAAUUCACAAUGUGAAAAUGAUACUGAUGUAUUAGAACUUAGCCAAGAAAAUGAUUAUUCUGAUCUCAAAGAAGAACCAGAAGAUAAUGAGAAGGUUAAAAAGAAAAAGAAAUCAAAAAAGAAAAAAGAGAAAGAAGCUAUUGAUGACACAAUCAUUGAAGACAAGUUUAGUGCAGAAGAAACUUUAGUAGAAGAAAGAAUAUCCAAUGUUCAUGAAUUAGAAAAUAUCAUAGAAGAAAAAGUACAAAGAGAAAAGUAUACUGAUGAAAGUAUGGAUGAAAACGAAGGCACAAAAAAAUAUAUAUCCAAAAAUGUAGAUAAUACAAAUCAAAUAGAAUCAAGUCAAGAUAAUAAAAGUAAAAGCAAAAAGGAAAGAAAUAGUGUAUUUGAUAAAGUUGCCCCUACUGAUGAAAUUAUUAGUGCUAAUGGUUGCAUCACCCCUACAAAACCAUUGAGAAAAAUUACUGAUAGAAUAAGAUUUGAAGAUGAUACUUUCGAUUCAAGUCAUGACGAAAUAGAAGUACAAGAUGUGAAACAUUCAGCAGCACUAAAGAAAUAUUUAAAAAGAAAUGCUCAUCUUAAUCAAAUCGCUGUGAAUAAAAAUAUUGGUGCUGUUAUUACGGACGAGGAUGAAGUUUGGGUGCUGAAAUGUCCCAGUGAAGUUGACAUCAAUAGUUUAAAAGACACAAGUUUAGUCUUGGACACUAAAAGUAAGCUAAAGGCAAACAGUCAAACAUAUGUUGGUUUAAACGAAAACUAUACUGCUCAAGUCGCCCUCUUGACAUUAGAUAAGAAUAAACCGGUUAUUAAAAAUGUACCACUUUCUGGUAUGAUACGGUUUUCCAAAAGAAUUCCGAAGGCUCAUUACGUUGAAGAUAACAAUAUAGUCAACUGUCAAACAAAUUUUAUACCUCUACCCGACACAAAGUCACGUCAUCCGUUGUUUGGUGUUGAUUAUAGAAGUGCAAUAAAAAUACCGAAACACAUAUCAAACCGUCUCAAUGGUUUAGAAAAUGAAUCAAUACCACAAGAUAAUGAAAAGAGAAAAAAGAAAAAGAAGAAGCAUAAAAAAGAGGAAAAUAUUUCAGAUAAUGAACAACAAAUGAAACCAGAACAAGAGCCCGUUGUUGUUCAUAAAAAAAGAAAACGUAAACAUUCUCACAAUGAUGACACAUCACCAAAGUCAUCAAAACGGUUGAAACACGACCCUGAUUCAGCUGAAGCUUGGGAUUCAGAAAAGGCAAUUGAACAACAACUAUUUAAUUUUUAAGUAAAUACAUAAGUUUAUGUACAAUCAUAAAUAAUGAAUAUAGCAUAAUUAUAUUUUA